AUGGUCCACGAGGCGACGCGGGCGUGGGCCGAGGCCGCGAUGGAGGACCUGGGCGCGGCGUGCCCGGGCGAGCCGCGCGGCUGGUGCGCCUGCGGCGAGCCGGAGGCCGGGGCGCUGAACUUCAGGGACACGGCGGGCGCCUGGCAGGGCACGCUGCAGGAGGGCAGGAUAUUCCGGUCGUCGCAACUCUACACCGCGCAGGUGAUCAACAAUAACGGGAUAAAGACCAUUGUCGACCUUCGCAAGCUGAAAGAGCCCUGCAAGAGGGAGAAUGACUUGACAGCUUCUGUACCUUCUCAAUGUCGAGUCUGCUGCAGUCAAUGGCAGGCCGACGGAAUCGCAAACCCACGGGUUUUGCAUGUGGAUCUGAUCAGCUUGACUCUGAAGAUGCACAUUGUGGCAAAGAUGUCCUGCAAAAUGUGGUGGGAGGUUGCAAAAACAGUCUACAAGGGGGAUGACCCAGCCACUGUCCUUUGUCCUGCCAUUGCGGACAGCCAGCUGUUUGGCUUCAGGUGGUUCUAUGCUGCCAUCCUGGAAAAGUCUAAGGACAACAUAGCAAAGGCCAUGCGGGUUUUUGCCCAGGCAUCCAACUACCCCAUCUUGGUGCACUGCAUGCAUGGCAAGGACAGGACAGGAUUGGUUGUGAUGCUGCUGCUGAGUGUGUGCGGGGUGCCGAAGGAGUCCAUUGUGAAAGACUACACAGAGUCGGACCAGCAGCUGAGGAAGGGGAAGGAGGCCAAUGAGCUGAAGAUGGCAGACUAUCUUCAGCACGACUCUGUCAUUGCUGCGCCUCCAAAGGACAUCGAAGGGACGUUGGAGCACAUAGAAGAGAAGUAUGGAUCUGUUGAGGGAUACCUUGAGAGUUGUGGGGUGACGCCCGAAGAGAUUCAAAGGAUUCGGGCGAACAUGGUGCAUGAAAGGAUGUUGGUGUGCUCCGAGAGUGAGCCCCUCAAGUCCUCUGACGGCAGCGAAUUGCUCAGCUCAGAGCCCAGCGACAGUGAUGCAGGGCCCUUGGACUCGCAUGAUGGGGUGAGCUCGCAGCUGCACUCCCCCCACCGAUCCAGGGAGCACAGGUCCAAGAUGAGGCACAUUGUGCGCAAGGCAUAUCGGAAAGUUGUGGGGCUGCAGGCAAGUUCCAGUGCAGGGGAUGCAUGCAUUCCAAUCUUGCGUCAUAGCUCGAGUGUCCCCAAUGUUCAUCUUCAAGACGACGAAGGGUCAGGCGACGAUUGA
This is a messenger RNA of Ostreobium quekettii, 1230 nucleotides long. The record is from the annotation of a GenBank genome assembly. Lineage: Eukaryota; Viridiplantae; Chlorophyta; Ulvophyceae; Bryopsidales; Ostreobiaceae.